Daphnia carinata is the source of this 2728-nucleotide messenger RNA. RefSeq lists its product as uncharacterized. The record is from RefSeq and is a predicted model, not a curated record. The transcript has 14 exons. The coding region runs from base 226 to 2607 and encodes 793 amino acids. Lineage: Eukaryota; Metazoa; Arthropoda; Branchiopoda; Diplostraca; Daphniidae.
UCAGUAAUGAACUGGUGUGUCACCUGGCCGGUUCUUCGUGUUGUGUUAUUGUACAUAUAUAUGAAAUUAAACUGUUACGUUUCUUAAGACUAUUGGCAUGUGGUUUAGUGCAUCGCAAAUUGAUUUCCUCAUUGACUAGAAGUCGAAAAGUUUAACAAAUAUUACCUAUUUAUUUUCGUCGUUCAAGUGGUCGCCUUUGGCCGACCCGCACAAUCCGCCCGCAACAUGUUUAACAUGUAUCGAAGGCGUUUUUAUAACGCCAAGGCGGGGGCGAUGAAUGGAGGUAGUUCCGAAGAGCUCGGCCACGAUCGCUUCAAUUACAUGAAUCCCAAUGUAAAUUACGACAAGUGGCCACGACGGCUGCGUCCUAAGAAAAAUUCCCUCAAAGUGGAACUCGAGGCACCUGAAAGUCCGCACUUGCUCGAACCGGAAGGAGGCAGUCGAGAAUUUGCUACGUUAGCAGAGGGCCACCAACGUCACUGUAACGGAUCCCUUCGCGAACAUCAACGGUUGCUGAGUUUGCGCUCCAGUCGCCAUAAGUGUAGCCCCCGAUGCAGAGUUAAAAGCCCGAAGUCGUCGUCACAGAAUUUGAGUACGGAGGCCUUGGUCAAGGUUUUCGCUUGCCUAGGAGUUCAAGAGAAUGGACCAGCCAGCUGCAACGGCACGUCCCCGGUACUCUCUUCUUCCAGUGGCUGUGUCCUCGAGCGUGAGAAGCUCAGAGGAAACCAGCUCAAACGACCAAAGAGGCUCAGCGUCUUCUCCGCAUCUCUUUCCUCCAUCAGGUAUUCGUACCGCACGAAAGAGAGUGCAAGUAAUGGUUCGACGGCGGUCGGCAGCAUGGUGGAUGGUGAGGAAAUGGCCGGCUGUCUUGGUGGAUCUAGCGGAAAUGGCGCACAUGAUGGCAGUAGCGGAGCAGAAUGCAUCGAACUCUGUCAUAUGGAAAGAAGGAUGUCGAGAGCGAGAGGAUCGGAUAUAAGAGAAUUGGCUACCAACAUCUGCCGUCAAUACAUUCGCUCUUCAUCACGCUAUCACUUGCUCGACCACUUAAAGGACAUAGGAUCAAGAAUCGACAAGCAGUGGUUCAUGAUACGCGAUGACUCGCUGAAAACUGAACGACUUUUGACAAUAGUGCCACUGACUGGAUCACCCGGUUACGGUUGUGAGGUCACUACAACUGAUGCGGAUGCAACCCGCAACGCCCUUAUCGAUCUCUUCACUGCUCUCCAACACCCAUACAUAUAUCCAGUUUUGGAUGUGGAUUUUGUUUACGGUUCCGUUGCGUCAACGAAUUCACCUUUCUGUGAAGAGGCUAAACCAGUUCUCGUGGCCGUCUUUCCUUUUAAUACCAAAGGAUCGCUCAAGGACCUCAUCUACAGAAGUCGCUGGCAAGAUGAUUGGGGUCAGAAAUAUUGUCAACGAUCUGAGGGAUUGCCUCUUCUUCAAGUCCAACGAUUGGGUCGCCAAAUCUUAGAGGCUCUCCUCUUUCUCCAAGAGCGAGGCUUCCCUCCUUUCGGACAUUUGCAUUCUGGGAAUGUCAUUAUCCAAAACGGUGUAGCCAGGUUGACGGGCUUCGAGAACACGCUGUUAGGAUUUUCGUCUCGGAUUCAUCCUAUGGUCAAGAGCAUCCUGCCCGGCACACCCGCCGUUGUUGACACCAUCUGUUUUGGUCACGUCCUGUUUGAAAUGUGCAGCGGAUACGAACUCUAUGCUCCCAAACCGACGGCCCGACACUUGGAGGAUUUACAGUCUUAUCCGCAGGUUAUUGAAGUCUUGGAUUACAUCUUCAACAGUCCGGGUGAGGAAUACCCAACGAUCGGGAACCUAGCCAUUCUCGAGUUCUUCCGCAACAUCGAUCUCCGAGAAAUGAGAUGCUCGACGAUAUACUACAACGCCAAGUUGACCCGCGCGGCCUUGAAUCUUCUAGAACAGGUGCAACAAAAACGACACAGAAAAGAGAAACUGUUAUCAAAGCAUCACAAAUGCUAUCGAUAUCACUCCACUCCGUCGCCAAAAUUGGAUUCAGCCUUCUCAGCGACUGAAGUUCCUAGCUACAGUAGGAGGCAGAUUGAAGUUCAUUCAAUGGAAGGCAACAGUCAUCCAAAUAUGGAGACAGAAGGAAACAACGGAAACGAUGCCAACACCUUACCGCAACAAUGGAAGCCACCGAAAGAUUUGCCAAAUCAACCUGAUGAUGCUGAAAAUCUAGAACAGGAAGAACAAUGGAACAGCGGCGGUGAUGUGAUCCGGUCGCAGAGCAUACGCUCUGGCCUGACAUUGAAUCUAAGCAAUAACGUUCAUGGCGGACACAUGGUCCGCCCUCGGUCCACCGUGCCUACCAGUUGCAUCUCGCCGUCCAUUAUCUCCUCUUUCAUUUCGCUCGAAGCAUUUGGUGCCAACAACGAAAAACGACAGCAUUCGACCGGCACAUUCAGCGCUAAUGUCCAAGCACAAAAUAUUUAUUGCUCGGAUGACUCUUUUCAAACACCACUUGAGUCACCUUGCGCCGAGCAAAAGCACUACUUUCCCGUUGAUCACGCAGAAGACCAGCCCUUGGUGAUGGUGCUAACUCCGCCCGACGCCAGUGAACCUGUUCUCAUCGAAGGUUGAGUUCACUUGCCAAUAAUAGCUAGCCUAAACUUUUAUUGAAUUUCUUUUUUAAACAAAUAAAACUAUAUUGUGAGACGGUUUCCGUUAGCUUUAAAAUUACACCGCAGUCAUUGAUACACAA